UUUCGUUGAUAAAGGGGAGAUUCUGUCUCACUGCCGCAGUGUGAUGCAAAAGGACUGGCAGCGAGGAAAUAGAGAGGAGAUAUACGCUAGUGAUCGAACAACUAAAGAAAGACAGCAGCUGUGAGAUAUCAAAGUUUCAAAGAAAGAUGGCGCUUGUAGAUCAGGGGGAUCGGGCUUUCCUAGAGCUGGUUUUCAAGUUCAUAGAUGACAAAAACAGUACGGAUGACGUGGACUUCACGCAGCCGCACGUGCGACGAUCCCUACGUUACGUCUACCCGCUAUUUAUGUUUCUUCAUGCCUUGGUUGGUCUAUUUGGUUUGUGUGGAAACCUUGCAAUCAUAAUUGUUAUAGGGAAACGAAGAUUAUACAGGGACCAGACGUUCCUGUUUCUUGGAAACAUCGCCUUUUCUGACAUUCUUAAAUGUAUAUUUGUUCUUCCUGUUUCACUGGCUAACUUGCUUAUUCAUAACUGGAUAUUUGGAAGCUUCAUGUGUUUCUUUCUACCAAUGCUGCAAUGUUUUCCAAUUCAUUCGUCAAUGCUUACAUAUCUUAUGAUCGCUAUCGACAGAUAUCGGCUGAUUGUUAAUCCUUUCCGGCCCCGCUUGCCCGCAGGGUUGUGCAUCAUAGGUGUAUGGGUGGUCUCUGUGUGUAUUGUCCUCCCUUAUGCUGUAUAUAUAAAAUACAUUGACCUGGGUGCCAUUCUAGGAUACAGGUUUCUCGGUGUUGGUAUAUGUUACAUCAACCAAGAACGACAUAUCGAGGAAUAUAUCAGAGCUAUGUUUGUAACUCUUUAUGCCAUGCCACUUGCCAUCAUGGGAUUCUUGUGCCUAAAAGUUUCAGCGGAACUGAAAUCAUUAGAUACCAGCUCCAUAUCUAUCCACUUCGAAACAAAUUCAAAUAACGUCACGUGUACCUCUCGUCUAACUCUCGAAGAUGACGAGACGUCUAGAGUUGGAUCAGAGGAUUCGAACCAACGACAUACGGUACGUUCUGAUCACAUGUGUAGCGAUGACGACCUUGACCUGCCAGCAGAAAAGCGAACACAUAGAUACAUUAUAUCGAUGGUGACCUUGUUUGCUAUUUGCUGGUGUCCGCUCAAUAUUCUGAUUUUGGUCCAAUUCUUCGUUCAUGAAAGUGGAAAUAACACUGGACAUUUUGAUAUAACGUAUACAACAUUUACAUGGUUUGGUUUCUUGUCAACAUGCGUUAAUCCGGUAUUGUUUGCCUCCUGGAAAAUGUCAGAUUCCACGAAGGACAAACUGAGGGGUUAUUUCAAGUUUGGCAUGAAAAGAAAAUCCAAAAAGAUUUCAGUCCCAGUGUCAACAUUUAGAACCAUAGACGGGGCGCUGACCAUUCAGAAUGGAAACACUCCAGAACCGCUGUAAGCUACAUAGACUGCCCAAGGACCAUGAUGCGACGUAUAAUACACCAUUUAUUCAUGUUACUAAUAUGUAUGCUAUCUUUUGAUAUUAACUUUAUUUGGGUAAACAUUGUGUUUAUAUUCAGUGAACCAAGUAUAUAAGAUUGUUCCAUAAAAAAACCUUUUUAAAAUCAUGAAAUAACCUAUUUUCGUGUCUAUCUACCAUUUGUACGUCAUAUUGUAUUGUUGUUUUUUUGAAUAAAGUUUUCGUCUAAACACUCAAGGCCAGACAACAGCAACCUUUUCCUUGAAUCAUAAACAACAUAACCAUUUUAACACUUAUUUUAAACCUACCAAAAAUAGCCAGGCGCUGCUAAAUAUAAAAUUUUUAUUUUUGCCGAUUUCAGGACGUUAAUGUACGGUUUUAUGGCCAUUGAUCUAACAUCACAUGCUAAAUGGCCUGCGCCAGAACGCGUGAGAUUAAAAGUGGGAAGCAAACUGUCAUCUUGUAACCUAACAAAUGAAAGCAAUCAAACCGCUGUAGGCACGGAGAUGUCAUUUUUGUCUGUCGCUUUAGUAAUCGCCUUAUUUUUAUUUUCAUUUUUAUUGUUCUUCACAUCUCUUUGUAUCUGAACCAUGUAAGAGAAAAUGACAAAGCAUUUGACAGGUGUGACUUUGCGAAGGAACAUUUCAAUGUUUUCAUUGAAGAUUAUACAACAUCCAAACUAAUCUGCUGGAUUUAUUCUACGUAUCGCAGAAAGUGAGUAUUUUGGAUUUUGACAAAUAAACCGGAACUGGUAUGGGUUAGUAGAACAGAUAUUUAGGCAAUCUUCUAUAAAUAAAUCAGACGAGAAUUUUCUUGUGAAUUGAUAUCUGCUAUGAAGUUCACAACCAUUUAUUUAUGUUACUAUUUGGUCGUUUUACCACUGUCUAUAGCAAUUACUGUUGCAUUGAGACUCGGACAAUAUAUUUAUUUUGCCAUUAA
Magallana angulata is the source of this 2345-nucleotide messenger RNA. Its product is annotated as prolactin-releasing peptide receptor-like. Gene Ontology annotation, biological process: neuropeptide signaling pathway. Gene Ontology annotation, cellular component: membrane. Bases 147 to 1385 code for a protein of 412 amino acids. Gene Ontology annotation, molecular function: neuropeptide receptor activity. The transcript has 3 exons. The record is from RefSeq and is a predicted model, not a curated record. Lineage: Eukaryota; Metazoa; Mollusca; Bivalvia; Ostreida; Ostreidae.